Molecule: messenger RNA, 1956 nt
Organism: Neohortaea acidophila
Lineage: Eukaryota; Fungi; Ascomycota; Dothideomycetes; Mycosphaerellales; Teratosphaeriaceae
Product: dolichyl glycosyltransferase
Exons: 8
Coding region: 95-1597 (500 amino acids)
Biological process (GO): protein N-linked glycosylation
Cellular component (GO): endoplasmic reticulum membrane
Molecular function (GO): dolichyl pyrophosphate Glc1Man9GlcNAc2 alpha-1,3-glucosyltransferase activity
Source: RefSeq, a predicted model, not a curated record
AAAUACUCGUCGUCCUUGACUUCCCGCCCAAUUGUUCUGCUUGCACGCAUCAUGAGAUAACGAAGAGGGCCAGUGUAUCUGGCUCGACAGCAAAAUGGCCGAAAUGUACCCCAGCAUCCCGCAGUGCGCCGCACUGGCUACUGCCUUGAAAGUGCUCCUGAUGCCAGCGUAUCAUUCGACAGAUUUCGAGGUACACCGGAACUGGCUUGCCAUCACCAACUCAUUGCCGUUGAAAGAGUGGUACUACGAGAACACUUCGGAAUGGACUCUGGACUAUCCCCCUUUCUUCGCCUACUUCGAAUGGACACUCUCACAGAUGGCGAGCUUCAUUGAUCCGGCCAUGCUUCAGGUCAAGAACCUGGGCUACGACAGUAACGCCACGGUAUACUUCCAGCGCAGUACUGUCAUCGUCACGGAGCUGGUGCUCGCCUACGCAUUGCAUCUGUUCAUCAAGUCCACCCCGCCUUCAAACAAAAAGCAAGCUCAUGCGGCAGCGCUGUCGAUUCUGCUCUCUCCCGGCCUGUUGAUCAUCGACCACAUCCACUUCCAGUAUAACGGCUUUCUGUACGGAAUCCUAAUCCUCUCCAUCGUGUUGGCUCGUAAACGAUCAGGCCUCCUCGCAAGCGGACUAAUCUUCGCCGGUCUGCUGUGUCUCAAGCACAUCUACCUCUACUUGGCACCGGCGUACUUUGUCUUCCUUCUCCGGGCAUAUUGCCUUGGUCCGAGGUCUGUGUUCGACAUCAAAAUCUUCAAUUGCAUCAAACUCGGCGUGGGCAUUGGAGUUAUUGCGGGACUGGCGUUUGGACCGUUCGUGUACCUGGGUCAAAUGCCGCAAGUCCUGAGCAGACUCUUCCCGUUCUCGCGGGGGUUAUGCCAUGCAUACUGGGCGCCGAACGUGUGGGCAAUGUACUCCUUCACAGAUCGGGUGCUUAUUUACGUGGCACCGUAUCUCAAGCUUCCUGUGAAUCCAGGUGCCAUCCAGAGCGUCACUCGCGGCUUGGUGGGAGACACUGCCUUUGCAGUCCUGCCAGAUAUCACGCCUCGCAUGACCUUCACAUUGACUCUGGCUGCUCAAAUUCCCGCCUUGCUCAAACUCUUCCUUCAACCAGACUGGCAGACGUUCGUCUCCACGCUCACACUAUGCGGCUACGCUUCCUUCCUGUUUGGCUGGCAUGUCCACGAAAAAGCCAUUCUGCUGGUGAUUAUUCCGUUCAGCCUUCUUGCGCUCAAGGACCGGCGGUACCUGGGCGCGUUUCGGCCAUUGGCUGUUGCGGGCCAUGUCAGUCUGUUCCCGCUUCUAUUCACAGCAAUGGAAUUCCCGAUCAAAGUGGUCUACACCAUUCUCUGGCUGAUCGUAAUGUUGCUGGCAUUCGACCGGCUAACACCUGCAUCAGAGAAGCCGAGGGUCUUCUUGCUGGAUCGCUUCUCCUUGCUUUACAUCGCGGUGGCAAUUCCGUUGAUUGCAUACUGCUCGCUGGUGCACCAGGUGGUUUUUGGGGCGAGGUACGAGUUCUUGCCGCUCAUGUUCAUCAGUUCGUACUCCGCCUUGGGCGUGGUGGGCAGCUGGGUGGGGUUCCUCGUUGUGUUUUACACAUAAAACAUUGCAGCAUUCAAGGGUCGGAUGGUUGGGUUGACGGACCACUGGCAUUCUGCACAAAUUGACGCCUGGUGGGGAUCGACAGAUGUCCGCACACAGAGGAAGUCGAGGAGUGCUUGUGGGUCUCUUGUCAACCAUUGACGGCAUGAUAGUGCGAUAGAAUCAUGGGUAAAAUUGCCGUAUGGGCGAAUGUCAGCAUGUGCCGGUGGUCGAGAUGAUGGAAGGCAGUACAUCGCGUGCGAUGUCGAUAUACAGCCUCUACACACUAGUCGCUCAUCAACGUUGUCAAGCAUGGCCCGAUUCCCCCGUUCUCUGCGAUCCGAAUGACUACAAACACGUUGGGUAUCGUGGCCAGCUGC